GAAUUGGUGCCGAAAGGAAACUGUGUCUGGUCUUGGAGAAGGGGGUGGUGAGGCCGGAGCAGAGGGCAGCAGGCCACGGAGCGUACGGAUCAACGAGUGGGCCAUGGGUCACUGGGCAAUGCUUUGGGGGCUCCUCUGGGCUCUCUCCUCAGUAGCUGUGAACGCCUCAGAAAUCGAAGGCCUCCUGUUGGAUAAACUCUUCGAGAAUUACACGUCGACGGUCCGUCCAGCCCACAGCAUCACUGACAGGGUCCCCGUAAGGAUCGGCAUGUCUCUCUCACAGCUCAUCAGCCUGGAUGAAAAAAAUGAAGAAUUGACUACAAAAGUCUACAUGGAUCUGACAUGGACGGACUAUCGCCUCACCUGGGAUCCUACCCACUACCAAGGAAUCACCUCCAUCCGGAUUUUUUCUGAAAACGUCUGGCGCCCGGAUAUCGUUCUUUUGAACAACAAUGACGGUACCUUUGAUAUUGCUUUGGCGGUGAAUGUUUUAGUGAGUCACGACGGAAUCGUCCAGUGGCAACCACCGGCCAUCUACAGGAGCAGCUGCAGUAUCCAGGUCACCUACUUCCCCUUUGACUGGCAGAACUGCACGAUGGUCUUCCGCUCGUACACUUACGACUCCUCUGAGGUCAACCUUCUGCACCCACUCAAAGAGGACGGGGAGGAGCUGAAGGAAAUCGUCAUACACGAGAGCACAUUUAUCGACAAUGGACAGUGGGAAAUCCAGCACAAGCCAUCCCGCAAAAAUACCAUCCCCGGAGACCCGCUGUACGAGGACAUCACUUUCUACCUCAUCAUCCGUCGCAAGCCCCUUUUCUACCUCAUCAACGUCAUCAUCCCUUGCAUCCUGAUCACAAUCUUGGCCAUCUUCGUCUUCUACCUCCCACCGGAUGCCGGAGAAAAAAUGACCCUCUCCAUCUUUGCGCUGCUCACCCUGACCGUUUUCCUGCUCCUGCUGGCCGACAAAGUGCCAGAGACGUCCCUGGCCGUGCCCAUCAUCGUCAAGUACCUCAUGUUCACCAUGAUCCUGGUGACCUUCUCAGUCAUCCUCAGCGUGGUGGACCUCAACCUCCACCACCGCUCCCCCAACACCCAUGAGAUGCCCUUCUGGGUGAGGCAGAUUUUUAUCCACAAGCUCCCCCGAUAUCUUGGCCUGCGGCGCCCAAAGGUGGAACCCGCCCUCAACCCCCCGCCCCCCAAGCAGGAGGUCACCGUGAAAAACAACCGCCGCACGGACGAAUAUUUUAUCCGGGCCCCCACCUACGACUUCCUCUUUCCCAAGCCUAACAGGUUUCAACCGGAGGCCUUCAGCCUGGACAUGAAGAAAUUCAUUGAGGGCCCCAGCCACUGCCUUGCCCUCCCACCAGACCUGAAGUCAGCGAUCAACGCCAUCACGUACAUUGCCGAGCAACUGCAGGAACAGGAUGACUACAGUGCACUGAAAGAAGACUGGGAAUAUGUGGCUAUCGUAGUGGACCGCCUCUUCUUUUGGAUCUUCAUCAUUUUCACCACGAUCGGCACCCUCAGCAUCUUCCUGGAUGCCAGCUUCCAUCUACCCCCUGAGCAUCCCUUCCCGUGAGCCCUCUCUUCCUCCGCCCUGAAGGAUUCUGUCUCUUGCUUUGGCAUCAAAGACCCGCCAACGGAGCCACGAGGCCGGGAGCUUUCCCAGACAACAUGCAUUUGGUUUACUGGGAGGCUUUACUGCGAGUUCCAAGUUGCCCCAAAAAACCGACGCAAAAAGUGGUUGGUUUUUUUACCCCAUUUAUACAUCAGGCUACACUCUAACACGCAGUGAAAAACCCAAAUUGUAUGUGAUGUGCUCCCCAACAACUCACAGGGACUUUGGGGUAAAUUUGGCCAACACAUGAAUGCACACCUCCAUUCCAGAGGAGACGCGA
Messenger RNA from Hemicordylus capensis (graceful crag lizard), 1901 nucleotides. It is a transcript of the gene CHRNB1, whose product is annotated as cholinergic receptor nicotinic beta 1 subunit. Lineage: Eukaryota; Metazoa; Chordata; Lepidosauria; Squamata; Cordylidae. Gene Ontology annotation, cellular component: neuron projection; synapse; postsynaptic membrane. The coding region runs from base 104 to 1582 and encodes 492 amino acids. Gene Ontology annotation, biological process: nervous system process; monoatomic ion transmembrane transport; signal transduction. Gene Ontology annotation, molecular function: transmembrane signaling receptor activity; acetylcholine-gated monoatomic cation-selective channel activity. The record is from RefSeq and is a predicted model, not a curated record. The transcript has 11 exons.